Pistacia vera is the source of this 547-nucleotide messenger RNA. RefSeq lists its product as uncharacterized. The transcript has 2 exons. The coding region runs from base 1 to 447 and encodes 148 amino acids. NCBI's taxonomy places the organism in Eukaryota, Viridiplantae, Streptophyta, Magnoliopsida, Sapindales, Anacardiaceae. The record is from RefSeq and is a predicted model, not a curated record.
AUGGCCAUUAUAACAACUAAUUGCUGCCUCCAUCUCUCUAAUCCCCCGUCUCUCCCUUCAAAACCAACUCAACUUCCACGGCAUGGCGUGAAGAAUGAGAAGUGGAGAAAGGCGUGCGUGGUGGGCAUGGCGUGCUGCAUGAUAAUCGGAAUAGAAAUGGGAAGUUUAGAAGACACAAGUAUUGCUCUUGCCCAACAAGACAUGAGGUUACCAUUAGUCAUUGAAGAAGUUGCAGAUUCAGAACAACAAAACAAUAAGGUUCCAAGAUGGAGUGAUAAAAGAAUGUGUCCGCCAUGGCAUCUCAAUUCGCUAGAGACUAUUGUGCCUGAGAAUCUCCCAAGACCAGCUGCUCGCAGAAGAUGGGAAACUGUUCGUUACUCCAAAAAUGCCCCCGUAGUUAAAGUGACUACUCUUAGAAGUAGCAGCAACUCAUGCUUUUCCAUGUAAUUUCAACGUAUUAUUUUCUUUCACCCCAUGGCUAUUACUGCUAUGUAUAUAUAAAUCAAUCGCAAACAUCAUGAAAUCAAUAUAACGAAAUAUUUAUUUU